This is a messenger RNA of Moesziomyces antarcticus, 3270 nucleotides long. Its product is annotated as ubiquitin fusion degradation protein. The record is from RefSeq and is a predicted model, not a curated record. Bases 1 to 3270 code for a protein of 1089 amino acids. Gene Ontology annotation, molecular function: ubiquitin-ubiquitin ligase activity. NCBI's taxonomy places the organism in Eukaryota, Fungi, Basidiomycota, Ustilaginomycetes, Ustilaginales, Ustilaginaceae. Gene Ontology annotation, cellular component: ubiquitin ligase complex; nucleus; cytoplasm. The transcript has a single exon. Gene Ontology annotation, biological process: protein polyubiquitination.
AUGCCCAUCUCCUUCGAUCAGUGGCAGCAUGCCGCCGUCUCGUCCAUCUUCAACGUCACGCUCGACGCACAGCAGGCGCAAGAAAGCGGCUACGAAAAGACGUACCUCAACGAUCUCGCCAACGAGCUCUCUGCCGAAUCGGGGUCCGGCGCACCGCCACAGCUGACGGCAGCCAUCGCAGACCAGAUCCUCAUAGCACGCCUCUCGCUCGAUCCAAAUGCGGAUGUGAUGAGCGACGAUGCACAGCACAUCACCGUCCUCGCCAGUCUGCCCAAGGGACAGACUUCGUGGGACUAUCUGGCAGCUUGCUGGAAAAAGGCGAGGGCAGAGGAGGGCCGCGUGCGCAAGGCGCUGCCCGUAGCUGAGCAGCAAAAGGCGCUGGGCGUGCUCGAAGAGAUUCGCGGCCUUCUGGUCUCGUAUGCCGGCCUGGUGCUGCAGACACCAGACAUGUUCCCCAAUGCAGCAAAGCCCAACGGCACGCCCCUCUCGCCUCUCGUGCUUGUCGACAGCCUCACGCGUGUCUCGUCGUCCAUGUCCACCUUUGGCUUCUCCAGCUCGGACGCCUCGGCGCAUUCAACCACCGACCUCACCACCAGCUUCGAGACCAUCGACGCAGACGACCUGCCCGUCUUCCUCAGCGAACUCGCCGCUAGGUUCGGCAACGGAGAGGGGCUCGAUGACAUUCUCGGGCCAGCUUUCGCUGAGCUUACGAGGAGGAUCCGCGACGGAGAUCGAGGCGCCGAUCCUGUUCCGCCAGCUUCGUCCUCCACCGCCUCGCAAGCGCAGACUGCGUCCACACAAGCAGGUGGCGUCAACCCAGCUGCGCUCAACCAGGCGUUCGCGAGUCAGGACGUCCAGUCGGUCAUCGCCCAGCUCCUCGCCGGUCGCAUUCCCGGCGCACAGCAGGGCGCGAAUCCACUCGCACCCAACGCCAAGCCCACUGAGGGCCUCACCAUCGUAGGACUGGAGUGGAGGCCCUACGUCAACGCCAUCGUCGAGGCUGUGGAGAUCAAGUCCAUCGCCAAUAUGCUCGCGCACCUGCCCAGCUUCGAUCCGGCAAACACGACGGCGUCGCGCAUCGAGCUCGACUCGCUCUUUGGUCCCAUCCUCCGCCUCUCGUCGUUCCCGGACGCCUAUCCAAGCAUCACGCAGCACUACUUUGCCAACGCCGCUACGCAGAACCAGCAAGAGGCGGACUCCAAUUUCCGCAGCAUCCAGAGCACCAUGGAGAUCGUGCACUCGCUCAACUUUCGCAUCUUUAACGCGCUCGUCCGCGCCAGUCCGCAGGCGCGCGAGCGCGUGCUGGCGUACUGGGGUCGCGCGUGUGCGCUCAACGCCAAGCGCGGAGCCAUGCAGGUGCGCCAGGAGCUCGUGGCCACCGACGGCUACAUGGUCAACCUGUACGAGAUGCUGCUCCGCUUCGCCGAGCCCUUCAUGGACGCCGGGCUGACCAAGAUUGACCGCAUCGACCUCGAGUAUCUGCGCACGCAGACGCGCUUCGAUAUUGCCGAUCUCACGCGCAUCAACGCCACCGAGGCCGAGGCCAAGGAGUGGGCUCAAAAGGCACAAGCGGGCGCUGCGCCGGCCAACUUCAUCACCGAGGUGUUCUACAUCGCUUUGCGGCUCAACAACCUCGGGCUGGGCAAGGCGGUGCGCCGCAUCGACGACAAGGAGAAGGAGAUGGGCCGCUUCAAGAAGCGCAUCGCCGAGACCGAGGCGGACCGGCCCAUGUGGUCGGCGCUGCCGCAGGCGCCGCAGUACGAGACAUUCCUCAAGCGCGCCAAAGCCGAGGUGGACAAGCUGCACGGCGAGAUCUAUGCGGCACAGGCACAGCUCGCGGCGCCCGAGUUUGUGCAGCGCAACAUCACGUUCAACUGCUUCGUCAUGACGUGGCUGAUCCGUGUGGCCGAGCCGAACGCCAAGCAUCCGCAUCCGCAGGCGGCACUGCCGCUGCCGCAAGAGGUGCCCGAGCGCUUCCGCAUGCUGCCGGAGCACAUCUUUGAGGAUGUGUGCGACGUGAUGCUAUUCGUCUCGCGCAUCAGUGCGCCACUUACGGAGCAGGCCAAGAGCGAUCUGGUGACGUUCUGCACCACUUUCCUCAGCUCUGGCUGGUACAUCAAAAACCCUUUCCUCAAGGCCAAGCUCGCCGAGAUCUUGUUCUAUAAUGUGAUCCCCUGGGGUCGACACACGCAGGGCGUGCUGGCGGAUACGCUCAACAUCCACGGCCUUGCGCUGCAGCAUCUGGUGCCUGCGCUGAUGAACUUUUGGAUCGAGGCCGAGAAUACGGGCAGCAACUCGCAGUUCUACGAAAAGUUCAACAUGCGCUACCAUCUGUCGCAGAUCUUCAAGGCGGUGUGGAGCAAUGCGCAGCACAAGCAGCAGAUCCAGCGCCAGGCUCAGGCGGGCAGUUCGGAUUUCGUCGUGUUCAUCAACCGACUCAUGAACGACGUCACCUACCUGCUGGACGAUGCGCUGGACAAGCUGCAGGAGCUGCAUACCAAGCAGAGCGAGCAGGGCGAGGACGGCGCCGCCGCCGCCGGCAGCAGCACGACACAGGAGCGCCAGGAGCGUGAGGGACACAUCCGACAGCUGGAACAGACGAUCAAGUCGGAUCUGCAGCUGGGCACCGAAUUUCUGCGGCUGCUGAUCGACUUUGCUGCCGAGACGGCGGAUGCCUUUAUGACGCCCGAGAUCGUCGAUCGUCUUGCGGCGAUGCUGGACUACAACUUGGACCUCAUGGCGGGACCCAAGUGCCAGAACCUCAAGGUGCAGCAGCCCAAGAAGGUUGGAUUUGAGCCGCGCAAUCUGCUGCGCAUGAUCAUGUCGGUGUACCUCAACCUGUGCACCAAGCGCGAGUUUGUGGCAGCGAUCGCACGCGAUGGACGCAGCUACUCGCGGCCGGUAUUCGAGAAGGCGGGCGCGAUCGCGGAGCGCUACAUGCUCAAGAGUCCGCCCGAGCUCGAGGCGUGGGCGGGCAUGAUUGCGCAGGUGGAGGAGAGGCGGCAGAUGGAGCAGGACGACGAGGAGGAGCUGGGCGAAGUGCCGGACGAGUUCCUCGACCCGCUCAUGGCGACGGUGAUGAAGGAUCCCGUGCUGCUGCCGCGCUCCAAGACGGUCGUGGACCGAUCGACCAUCAAGGCGCAUCUGCUGAGCGAUGCCACGGAUCCCUUCAACCGUUCGCCGCUCAAGAUCGAAGACGUCGUGCCGGAUACCGAGCUCAAGGCGCGCAUCGAGGCGUUUAUCGCCGAGCGCCGCGGUGCCAGGUCGUAA